AUGGCGGAGAACCAAGGCAGCUGUGACCUUGACCUCGAUGGCAGCUUUCUCGAGGGCUUAACCCCUUUAAUUAAGAGAUACACAUACCAUGGAAAGUCGCAAUUCUUUGAUAUUCUCGGAGCUGAAUCCGCUCACUUCGAAUCCUCGAUUGACAUAAGCGAAUUCCUCCUCUUUUACGCAAGUAAAGAGACCAUCGAAAACAUUUUCGAUCCUUGGAACGAAGACGAAGACCCUUCUAUCUCAAAGCUUUGCACUUCAUUUGAUACAACAGAACAACUCCUCCUGAUCACUAUUCCUUCAUUCCCACACUCUGCAGCAGCGGAUGUCGUGAACACUACGAUUCUCCAGACCCUGAUACCAAUGGGGUUGAUCACUGCUCUCCGCGGAUAUCCGGGUGCAACAGUCGAAGGGGCGGACCGAGGAAAACAACCCAAUUAUGGCUGGGGACCCAAAAGAAGAGUGCCUGGUCAACCCCGCGGACCGUCUAUUACUCUUCAAGUUGCGUACUCAGCAUCGGACUUGAAGUUGACCUCUGAUGUCCGAUUUUGGUUGAACCCUGAUUACGGCAAUGCGAACAUCUGCUUGACACUGCGGAUCGAUAGAUCUCGACCGGAAAUCCGGAUCGAAAAGUGGGAAAGACAAAACAACAAAGCCCAUCGCUCCCAGGUCAUCUGGGUUACUAAACAAGGGCGCCAGCUAAAAGUCACUGACCACCCUCUUCUUAUUCCCUUUGAAAGCCUGUUCCGUUACCAGUCAACUUGCCCAAGGGAGAAAGAACUCGAGAUCUCACAACAGCAACUGGAGGAAAUUGCGACGACGAUUUGGGACGUGCAGUGGGACCAGGAGGGCUGGUAG
This is a messenger RNA of Penicillium hordei, 855 nucleotides long. RefSeq lists its product as uncharacterized. Bases 1 to 855 code for a protein of 284 amino acids. Lineage: Eukaryota; Fungi; Ascomycota; Eurotiomycetes; Eurotiales; Aspergillaceae. The record is from RefSeq and is a predicted model, not a curated record. The transcript has a single exon.